AUGUUCUUCAAAAGCAAGUGGGAUCCCCGAGGUCGACACUGUUAUGUCACUGGCGGCUCGUCGGGGCUUGGGCUUGCCUUGGCUGUCCUCCUCACCAAGAAGGGCGCGCAUGUGUCCAUAGUCGCGCGCAAUGAGGAACGACUGCAGAAGGCACUAGAGACAUUGGAGGCUGCCCGCCAGACACAGGACCAGGUGCUAAAGUACUACUCGUUCGCGCUCAACUCUGAGGCCGGUGCUGUCGCUGCGAUCGAAGCCGCCUCCGAGGCGCACGGAGGGAGGUCCCCAGAUGCGUUCUUCUUUUGCGCGGGCAAGUCAACCCCCGGUUUCUUCGUCGAGCAGGAUGAAGCGUCCAUGAGGAAGGGCAUGGACGAGACGUAUUGGGCCCAGGCACCAUCCGCUUUAGCUGCGGCGAAGCGCAUGGUGAGCAGACGCGAGAAGGGCAAGCUCGUCUUCAUCUCUUCUGUGCUGGGUUACUUCUCCAUGAUUGGAUACUCGCCAUACACUCCCGGCAAGUUCGCCAUCCGAGGCCUUGCUGAAGCUUUGCAGUCUGAACUUAUCCUGUAUGACAUUGAUGUCCAUGUCGCAUUCCCUGGCACUAUCCUCAGCCCGGGUCUGGAGCAAGAGAACCAGGUGAAGCCUAAAGUGACCUUGAAACUCGAGGAAACGGAUGACGGCUAUACGCCUGAAGUCGUCGCAGCUGGAGUUCUCAAGGGUGUGAGGAACGGUGAUUUCCACAUAACAUACGAACUCCUUGGCCACAUCUUCCGUGCCUCCACCGCAGGGUCGUCCCCACGGAACAGCUACCUGACAGACAUCUUCUACGGCCUUAUAGGCUAUGUUGGGCUGCCGAUAUGGAGGCGGUCUGUAGAUUCUACCGUCCGAGGACAUCGCCCGGAACACGAAGAAUAUCUGUCUGCUCGAGGGUUCUUCACAGGAACAACGUCAGAGAGCACAAAGUGA
Molecule: messenger RNA, 960 nt
Organism: Rhodofomes roseus
Lineage: Eukaryota; Fungi; Basidiomycota; Agaricomycetes; Polyporales; Fomitopsidaceae
Product: oxidoreductase
Exons: 7
Coding region: 1-960 (319 amino acids)
Biological process (GO): sphingolipid biosynthetic process
Cellular component (GO): endoplasmic reticulum membrane
Molecular function (GO): 3-dehydrosphinganine reductase activity
Source: RefSeq, a predicted model, not a curated record